AUGUCACCCACGCCCCGGAGCCAGUUCCAGCAGUUGGUCACCCCCUCGGCCCUCCGCUCGUACCUCGCCGAGUUCAUCUCCACCUUCCUCUUCGUCUUCGUCGCCGUCGGCUCCGGCAUGUCUGCAAGUAUGAGUGAGAUUACCUUAUUCGCUCCGUUUAGAAAUAUGUUCACCUCUACGGUGACGUUGACUAGAUUUCUUGCAUGGGAUAGGAAAGGCGACCCCGGAUGGCGCUGCCUGGGACGCCUCCUCACUGGUUGCGACCUCGCUCGCACAAGCUCUGUCCCUGUUCGCCGCCGUCUACAUAGCGGCUAACUCAUCCGGCGGUCACGUCAACCCUGCAGUCACCUUCGGGCUGGCCGUCGCCGGCCACAUCGCCGUCCCCACUGCCAUCUUCUACUGGGCCUCGCAGAUGGUCGGAUCCACUCUAGCCUGCCUCCUCCUCCACGUCGCCACCGCUGGCCAGGUACAGUGCCGUUUAGAUGAAUAAACGAACACGGUAGACGAUCUUUGCGUUUUCUCUGAGAUGCAUCUUCCUCUACAGGCCAUUCCGACGACGGGGAUAGCCCCGGAGAUGACCGGUUUCGGAGGGGCCGUCCUCGAGGGCGUAAUCACUUUCGCGCUGGUGUUCACGGUUUACGUCGCCGGCGACCCCAGGAACCGGGCGGCGCCGCUUGGGGUCUUGGGGCCGCUAGCGGUCGGGCUGAUGGCAGGGUCCUGCGUCCUGGCCGCCGGGUCGUUCACCGGCGGCUCCAUGAACCCCGCUCGAUCCUUCGGACCGGCCGUCGUCUCCGGCAACUUCAAGAACCAGGGUGUCUACUGGGUCGGCCCUCUCGUCGGAGCCGCCCUCGCCGCCCUGGUACAUCAGCAUCUGGUUUUCCCCACGGCCCCCGACCGCGAGUCCCCUCACGGCCCCGUGGAGUCAGUCUCUCUGUAG
Spirodela intermedia is the source of this 937-nucleotide messenger RNA. NCBI's taxonomy places the organism in Eukaryota, Viridiplantae, Streptophyta, Magnoliopsida, Alismatales, Araceae. The record is from the annotation of a GenBank genome assembly.